Melanaphis sacchari is the source of this 886-nucleotide messenger RNA. RefSeq names its product cyclin-K-like. NCBI's taxonomy places the organism in Eukaryota, Metazoa, Arthropoda, Insecta, Hemiptera, Aphididae. Gene Ontology annotation, biological process: regulation of transcription by RNA polymerase II; positive regulation of DNA-templated transcription, elongation. The annotation marks the transcript as partial. The record is from RefSeq and is a predicted model, not a curated record. Gene Ontology annotation, cellular component: cyclin/CDK positive transcription elongation factor complex; nucleus. Gene Ontology annotation, molecular function: cyclin-dependent protein serine/threonine kinase activator activity. The transcript is spliced from 3 exons.
CUUAUGUACAACACUUUGUCUUCAAUGGGAACCAGAGAUUAUAGCAAUUUCAUUAAUAUAUCUAGCAUGUAAACUGAGUAAAUUAGAAAUUAUAGAUUGGCAGGAUCGUACUCCAAAUCAAUUACAUUGGUGGGAUAUGUUUGUUGAAGGAUUGAACAAGGAUUUAAUUGAAGAUAUAUGUCAUCAAAUUUUAGAUGUUUAUUCAAUUCCAAAUAAGAAAACACCACCAUCACUUCCAUGUCAGGACAAAUCAAUUGUUCCAAAAAAAGUUGUACCCUCAAAAUCCAGUAAUCAGAAACUAUUGUUGCAAAAAAAUGUUGAUAAAUACAUGCUCACAUCUGAACAAGAGAUAGAAGCAGCUAUAAACAAACAUGUGAAAUUAAUGACUACAUCAGAUACUUUGCCGGCCAAGAAAUUAUUACCCAUGCCACCAGGAAUUAAACCAUCAAUUUUUAAUGUUACACCAAAACCGCAAAAUAUUCAAAAACCAUUUUUGCCAUCACCACCCUCAUCACCAAAAUUGUUAUUAGAACAGUCAUCCAUAAAAAGACCUCCUCGACUUCAAUCAACAAGACCACCACUGCCUACAUUGCAACUAGCACCACUCUCAUCGCUACCACCUCAUCCACUAGCACCAAAUCAAAUGUUAAUGCCACAAGGUGUUACUACUCAAUUGCUACCAUUCACCAUGCAACCACAACCAUAUGGUUUUCUUCGGAUGAACCCUUAUCCUACACUUUGGAAUGCAGCUCAAUCGUAUGCAAACUUUAUGUUUUCUCUGUCUCCGAACAUGAUUUCUUCAGUGCCUGGACAGUAUCACCCACAUGAAACUCAGCCUCAACAUAAAAACAGACAAGUUCAACAUCAUCCAUAUCAAAGACGAUAG